AUGCAGUUUCUUCUCUCUGGUGCCCUUGUGGCCCUCGCUGGAGUAGCCCAAGCCCAAGUAGGAGGCUACGGCCAGUGUGGAGGACAAGGUUACUCUGGAAGCUCAAUCUGCACCGCCGGCUUUGUCUGUGCUUCACAAAAUGCUUGGUUCUACCAAUGCAUUCCAGGCACAACAACUAGUAGCAGUACGACCACAGCUGCUGAAACAUCCACUGCUUCUAUAACCAAGGCCACUACUACUACUUCACUGACCCCAAGCACCAAAACAACAGCCCAGGCUGCCACUGCUACCGCGACUGCUCCCGCGGGAGGCGCUACAUGCACUGGAGCAUUCAGUUCUAUUUCAGCCUCAAACUUCGUUUCUAACCUUCACCCUGGAUGGAAUCUGGGAAAUACACUCGAUGCUGUUCCUGACGAGGGAUCUUGGAACAAUGCUGCCGUCGUUGCAUCCACGUUCGAUACUGUGAAGUCUGCUGGCUUCAAGAGUGUCCGCAUCCCCGUUACAUGGGCUUAUCACUUUACAGAAAGCUCACCUGAUUGGACAGUUGAUUCGGCUUGGUUACAGCGAGUAUCUGACGUUGUUGAUAUGGUGACAUCUCGUGGAUUGUAUGCCAUUGUUAAUGUGCAUCACGAUUCGUGGAUCUGGGCUGAUGUCACUCAAUCUGGCGCCAAUCUCACCAUGAUCGAGGAGAAGUUCUACCGACUGUGGUAUCAAAUUGGAACAAAGCUGGCCUGCAAGUCCAGCCUUGUCGCAUUCGAGUCUAUCAACGAGCCCCCUUGCAACACUGCAACUGAUGCCGCAGAGAUCAACAAGUUGAACAAAAUCUUCCUCCAGGCUAUCAAUGAUGCUGGUGGUUUCAACUCGCAGCGAGUGGUUAAUCUCAGCGGUGGUGGCCAGGAUAGUGUCAAGACUUCGCAGUGGUUCGAGGCCCCUACUGGAUUCUCGAAUCCUUAUGCUAUCCAGUUCCAUUACUACAGUCCCUAUGACUUCAUCUUCAGUGCUUGGGGCAAGACCAUCUGGGGCUCUGACAGCGACAAAGCUGCAGUGGAAACCGACUUCCAACUCAUCCGCAGCAAUUUUACCAAAGUUCCUCUCAUCCUCGGAGAAUACGAUGCAUCGCCCACCAAUACCGAGCCCGCUGCCCGAUGGAAAUACGCCGACUUCCUGAUGAGGACAGCCCGCGACCUCGAUAUCUCUUGUGUCCUGUGGGAUAAUGGAUUGGAUCACCUCAACCGUGACACCAAGGUCUGGAGAGAUACUAACUCGAUUUCCAUCAUUACCAAGUCAACUGCGUCCACUGCCAACAGCUUGCCGGACAGCACUGAAGAUGGUUCUGCGACUACCCAGUCUUCCUCGGCUUAUAUCUUCCAUCAAUAUGGGACGGCUGUUGCUGCGUAUACCUUGCCUUUCAUAUUUAAUGGCAACACGCUCUCGUCUAUCAGUGACUCCACCGGCUCGACUUUGGUAUCUGGAACUGAUUAUUCCGUCUCGGGAGGGAAUAUCGUCUUCACAGCUUCUUACCUGUCCAAGCAUCUCUCCGCCACGACUACACCAGGAGUCGUCGCUACCUUGACCCUGAAAUUCUCUGGUGGCGCUUCAUCGCCUACAGUCCAGAUUGUUCAAUGGAAGACUCCCACCUUGUCCAGCACAUCGGCUGUGGCAUCUUCGGUCUCUGGCUCUGAUCUUUCCAUCCCCAUCACUUGGGGUGGACUUCCCACUGUCGCUGCUGUCAAGGCUCUCACCAAGAGCGGAAUACCCUUGAUUGAUGAAUGGACUCAAUACCUUGGCCCUAUACAACAGUCCAGAAUUACCUACAGCGGCCAGUACAACUGGGAUUCAUCCAACGUGAUUCUUACUUCGUCGAUUAUCAGCUCUGUCAUCUCUGCUGGUCAGUCGACAGUCUUCACGUUUGAAUUCUUCCCGCGCGAUAAUGGUGCUGUGAAUGCUGCCAACUUCACUUUGACCGUUUAG
Penicillium antarcticum is the source of this 1971-nucleotide messenger RNA. Its product is annotated as putative extracellular endoglucanase. Gene Ontology annotation, cellular component: extracellular region; cell surface. Gene Ontology annotation, molecular function: cellulose binding; beta-glucosidase activity. Bases 1 to 1971 code for a protein of 656 amino acids. NCBI's taxonomy places the organism in Eukaryota, Fungi, Ascomycota, Eurotiomycetes, Eurotiales, Aspergillaceae. The transcript is spliced from 7 exons. The record is from RefSeq and is a predicted model, not a curated record. Gene Ontology annotation, biological process: glucan catabolic process.